This is a messenger RNA of Rotaria sp. Silwood1, 1995 nucleotides long. Lineage: Eukaryota; Metazoa; Rotifera; Eurotatoria; Philodinida; Philodinidae. The record is from the annotation of a GenBank genome assembly.
AUGAUGUUAUCAAGAUAUUUCAUAUCAUUCGGCAUAAACUUGCGAUUAACAAUAGUGUCGAGACUGUUUGUCUUUCUCUCUUUUGCAUAUCUUACAUCGACAGCUCCCAUAUUAGAUUCAGAAAUUACUAAAAAUGUUCCAUUAAACACUACUGAUAGUAGUAAUGAGCUUCAAAACCAGCAUCCAUCUAUAGUCAACGGUAAUUUUUCUCAAACGCAAAGAAGUAAACCUUACUAUGUUUUGUUGCCAUCAGCAUCGGUGCAACAGACAGGUGAAACUAAUAAUGAUAUUCAAACAACACCAAUUUUAAGUCAAGAAAUUAAAAUCGAGAAUAGUACUUGGUCAUCUGUAUCAGUGCAAGAAGCACGUGGAGUUAACAGUGAUACUCAAUUGACACCGCUUGUAGCUCAAGGAACUAAUAUCAGCAAUAGUUCAUCGUCAUUCAUAUCAACUCAACAGACAGGUGAAACUAAUCAUGAAAUCCAAGCAAUCCCAUCAGUAACUCAAGAAAUUAAUAUCACGAAUAGUGCAUCGUCACCUGCAUCAGUUCAACUGACAGAUGGAACUAACAAUGAUGUUCAACCAACACCGUUAGUAGUUCAAGGAACUGAUAUUAACCAUAGUACAUUGUCAUCAACAUCGGCACAACAAAUAGACGAAAAUAACAAUAAUACUCAAUCAAAACCACUUGUAGCUCAAGGAUCUGUUACUAACAAUAGUCCAUCAUCAACAAUAUCAGCUCAACAAACAAGUGAAACAAAUAAUAAUAUUCAACCAACACCACUUACAGGUCAAGCAACUGAUACCAAUAAUAGUCUAGUGUCUUCAACAUUGAUGCCACAGAUAGGCGAUACUAAUAGUGAUAUCCAAUCAACAUCACAAUUAACUCAAGCAGUUGAUAACAAUAACAGUCCAUCAUCAACAAUAUCAACUCAACAAACAGGUGGAGCAAGUAAUUAUAUUCAACCAACACCACUUACAGAUCAAGCAACUGAUACCAACAAUAGUACAUUAUCAUCAACAUCGGCGCAUCAGAUAGUUGAAAGUAACAGCGAUACUCAACCAACACCACUUGUAGCUCAAGCAACUGUUACUAAUAAUAGUCCAUCGUCACCUGCAUCAGUCCAAGAGACAGAUGGAAAUAACAGUGAUAUCCAACCAACACCGCUUCUAGUUCAAGGAACUGAUAUCAACGAUAGUCUAUCGUCAUCAACAUUAAUGCAACAGAUAGAUAUAGUUAACAAUGAUAUAUCAUCAAACCCAUUAGUAGGUCAAGUAAUGGGUACCAACAAUAGUACAUGGUCAUCAACAUCAGCGCAACAGACAGAUGGAACAAAUAAUGAUAUUCAACCGACAAUACUUGUAUGCCAAGUAAUGGGUGCCAACAAUAGUCAUUUGUCAUCUGCAUCGAUGCCACAGACAGACGGAACUAGGAGUGAUACUCAACCAACACCACUAGUAGGUCAAAUAGCUGAUACCAACAAUAGUUCAUUGUCAUCAACAUUGCUGAAACAGACAGGUGAAACGAACGACGAUAUCCAAUCAACAUCACUUGUAGGUGAAGCCAUCAAUACUAAAAAUAGUUUCUGGUCAUCUAUAUCGAUGCAACAAACAGACGGAACUAACAACAGCAUCCAACCAACUCCAUCAUUAGUUCAAAGAACGAAUACUACGAAUAGUGUUUGGUCAUCUGCAUCAGUGCAAGAGACAAGUAGAACUAACAGUGAUAUUCAACCAACAUUAUUAAUAGUUCAAGGAACUGAUAUCGGCAAUAGUCCAUCAUCAUCCGCAUCAGUCCAACAGACAGACAGAACUAACGAACCUACCCAAUUAACUCCAUCAGAACGUCCAGGAAAUGGAAGCAGCAUUGUUUCACAAGUGACAGAGGCAGUAUUCGAAAAUAAUUCUUCUUACAAUAAAACUUCUCAAGAAAAUGUACCGGGUAGUAGCUCACAAUUGGAAAGUGGAACUUCAUUUUUUGAUGAUAGAACAUAA